AUGAAGGAAUGGCCUUGGCUCGACGUCAUAACUCUUUUCCUAAAUCAUCAGGUUAUAAAUAUAAAAUUUAGGGAUCUAAAUUCACUGCAUGACAGCAAGAAUAUCAUUUGUACAUUGAAUGACGGGUCAAAAUUGACUUAUUUAUAUAUUUAUUUUUGAAGAUUUCAACUGAUUUCUUUUUCACUUUUGGUCUUUUCUCAUCAUAAAAGGUACGAGACCAUCGCUAUCAAGAGCCUACCUUCCUUCAAUAGUUCCCAAUUUCACUGGGCGACAGAGCGAAGUUGAAGAGAUCAUCGGACAUGUCACUUCCAAAUCCACCCGACUUGUGUCGAUCUGGGGUUCACCUGGAUUCGGAAAAACGUCGGUUGCAAUUGCAGUGGGACACGCUCUUCAGACUCAAGGCCUGCCUGUGUACUGGGUUUCAUCGAGAGGACUUCAGUCAAAGGCGGGUCUGACUUCAAAGAUUCUUAGUCUUCUAACGCAGCAAACCAUUCAAGAAAAACAACCGUCCGAUCAGCGUCUAUCCCUUGAUGAUAACAUUUGCCAACUAUUUAGUGAAAUAUUAAAACAGUCUGCAUUUAUCCUAGAUAAUGCUGAUGAUUUGUUAGAAAGUGGUCGGCCAAAAGUGAAGGAAGAGGUGAUGCAACUUCUUGAAGAAAUUCUCAGACAAAAUCCAAGAGUGACAUUCAUUGUAACUACAAGAGAGUCCCUUGAGUUUAUGGACGUCCAUUUUCAAGGCCAUCGAGGUUUAAGAAUAGGAAAAUUGGGUGAAGCCUCUGCUCAAACUCUAAUUCAUGAGUUACUUCCACAUGCGACUGUUCCAGACUGCAGAAAAAUCGCACAACUCUGCGGACAAGUUCCUUUAGCCAUAAAACUAAUGUGUUCUUUGAUAUCUGAAGACAGUACUUCACCGCGCCAUUUUCUGGAUAAUUUCAUGACAUCUUCCUCAGAAAGUAUCGUCCAAAUGUUGGACAAUCAGGAUUAUCCGACCAGUCAUCGAUUAAAGUUCGUCUUUGAUUCCUCAUUCCAGAGACUACAUGAGCAGGAACAAGAAUCAUUAAUUUCUUUAAGCAUUCUCCCCGAAAAUUUCAGUACAGAAGUCGCUGCAGCCGUUUUAGGUAAGAAAACCGCUUUCGAAGCCAAACGAAUGUUGCAAAGUCUUCGAAGGAAGUCACUGAUUGAUUCAAGCACUAAACCCGGGACUUUCACGAUGCACAAACUCUUGCAAUCAUUUUCGAGAGAGAAAGGAGACACUGACAUGAAAGAGACGAUUCUCAACGCAAAGGGUCGUUUGAAUGCAUUCUAUGUCUCACAGUUUGAUAAGCUAAAUGAACAAUUUCUCACUGGGCAUUCCUUGGCUGCAUAUGUUGCAUUCUAUGAGGAUCAAGAGAGCAUAGUUCAAAGCCUAAUAGAGGGAUGUUUUGAUUCCAAAGCAGCUGACAGCGUUUUUCAAAUUUUGGUCAAAGGGGAGUUGUUUCUUGCCUCGCUUUUUUGGACUGACGGGAAAAAUUUUAUUCACAUAUACGACGCUGCCAUAAAAUCAGCCAAUCUGCAUGGAAAGGAAAAAUACCACAGACAGCUACUUUCUUCAAAGGCUUUUGGUGAGGUAACCUGGGGACGAGCAGGUAAGACGAAUCAUCUUCUCUCUGAAGUAAAAGAAAAGCAAGCAGCAUCGUCCGAUGUUUCUAACCAAGAAAAGGGCAAAUGCAUGUGCUAUUUAGGAAUUUUUUACCUUACUGCAAACGAAUCGAAGAGCGGAGUCCAGUGCUUAAAAGAGGCGCUUUCAUCAAUGGAAAAUUGCAAGGACCCAGAGUCGUUAAUUCUGAAGCUUCUUAUUUUUCAGAUCCUGGCUUGCUAUUAUGAGGCCUUAAAUGACUUCUACAAUGCGAGUAAUUUCUAUUUCAAAUCACUACAUUUGUGUCCUGCAGUGGGAGAUUGGAAGCUGCUUACAAUUCCGCCACCGAAAAGCAAAGCAACGGGCGCUAACAAUGAAAUCCAAGUUGGAAAGAAGUCAAACACCUUGCUCAAUGAACCGCUUGAAUUUCAUUUUGCCUUUCUCUUAAGCGAAGCUACAAAGUUUUUCUCCGACGCUAAAACCAAGCAAUAUACAAGUAACUUGGUUAUUCACAUGUUAAAGUGUGUCGAAAAAGAGGUUAUAAUUUCACUUGGCUUGCUAAUGUUUCAUAGAGCUGUGGUAAAACUGUUGUGGGAAUUAAAGAGUGAAGGCCAUGUGAAUUCUUUUUGGUCAAGAAUCAAAUAUCAUGAAAAAACACUCGAGCAAUGCCAAGAAAGUUUCCUUACUAAUGACGAAUAUGGUGGUAACCGUUAUAGUCAAAUGCAAACUGAAGGGCUUGUGAAAUGUUACAUAGACCUGGGUAAAGUUUACGAGCAAGGAAGAAAUUACUCAGAGGCACUACAGUCAAACCGACGAGCGCUUGACAUAGCAACAAGGUUCUUUGGAGAAAAACAUGAAGGCACUGCUGACAGCUACAGGGCACUCGGUGUAACACAACACAACAUGAAUGACUACAGUGCAGCUCUACAAUCUUUCCAGCAUGCACUAGCUAUCCGUAUUAAACUAUUUGGAGAGGAACAUGAAAGCACUGCUGACAGCUACAGGGACGUCGGUGUAACACAAUACAACACGUAUGACUACAGCGCAGCUCUACAAUCACACCAGCAUGCACUAGCUAUCCGUAUAAAACUAUUUGGAGAGGAACAUGAAAGCACUGCUGACAGCUACCGGCAACUCGGUGUAACACAAUACAACAUGCAUGACUACAGUGCAGCUCUACAAUCUCACCAGCAUGCACUAGCUAUCCGUAUUAAACUAUUUGGAGAGGAAUAUGAAAGCUCUGCUGACAGCUACAGGCAACUCGGUGUAACACAAAACAACAUGAAUGACUACAGUGCAGCUCUACAAUCUCACCAGCGCGCAUUGGCUAUCCGUAUUAAACUAUUUGGAGAGGAACAUGAAAGCACUGCUGACAGCUACAGGGAACUCGGUGUAACACAACACAACAUGCAUGACUAUAACGCAGCUCUACAAUCUCACCAGCAUGCACUAGCUAUCCGUAUUAAACUAUUUGGAGAGGAACAUGAAAGCACUGCUGACAGCUACAGGCAACUCGGUGUAACACAACACAACAUGCAUGACUAUAACGCAGCUCUACAAUCUCACCAGCAUGCACUAGCUAUCCGUAUUAAACUAUUUGGAGAGGAACAUGAAAGCACUGCUGACAGCUACAGGGAAGUCGGUGUAACACAAUACAACAUGCAUGACUACAGCGCAGCUCUACAAUCUCACCAGCAUGCACUAGCUAUCCGUAUUAAACUAUUUGGAGAGGAAUAUGAAAGCACUGCUGACAGCUACAGGCAACUCGGUGUAACACAAAACAACAUGGAUGACUACAGUACAGCUCUACAAUCUCACCAGCAUGCACUAGCUAUCCGUAUUAAACUAUUUGGAGAGGAACAUGAAAGCACUGCUGACAGCUACAGGCAACUCGGUGUAACACAAUACAACAUGCAUGACUACAAUGCAGCUCUACAAUCUCACCAGCGGGCAUUAGGUAUCCGUCUUAAACUGUUUGGUGAAGAAGAUGCAAAAACCGCUGAUAGCUACAGGCAAGUCAAGAUCACUCAAGACGCCCAGCGAAAGUUU
This is a messenger RNA of Porites evermanni, 3664 nucleotides long. The record is from the annotation of a GenBank genome assembly. Lineage: Eukaryota; Metazoa; Cnidaria; Anthozoa; Scleractinia; Poritidae.